Molecule: messenger RNA, 3989 nt
Organism: Gavia stellata (red-throated loon)
Lineage: Eukaryota; Metazoa; Chordata; Aves; Gaviiformes; Gaviidae
Gene: VWA1
Product: von Willebrand factor A domain containing 1
Exons: 7
Coding region: 164-1726 (520 amino acids)
Molecular function (GO): protein binding
Source: RefSeq, a predicted model, not a curated record
CAAAGCUUCCCUGCCGCUCCUCGUGAACAGCAACAGCACCACCUGAGAUUACCAGCUGAGUGUGCCCAAGGGUGAUUGCUUCCUCCCUUUUUCUGCCCUGCAUCCCAUCUAUAUAUAAGCAGCUUUGGUUACCCUUAUCUUUUGAUAAGAGUAGGAGUGAAAAAUGACUGUGGAAGUGAGUGGAGCUUUUGGAUUUAAGGUAGUUCGCGCAGGACCAGACUUUGCUAUGUUGGCCAAGACAGUGCUUUCUCUUGGUUUGUGGCUGCAGUUUGCGGCGGGACAGAACACACCUGAGAGAGGUCCCCAGCCGCCUAUUUCCAAUUCAGAGGGGGACAUCCUCUUCUUGCUGGACAGCUCUGGCAGCGUCUCCUACUAUGAGUUUUCCAGGGUCAAGGAAUUCAUGUGGGACCUUGUGCAACCUUUCACCUUUGGCCCCAAAGACGUCCAGACCAGCAUCAUCCACAUCAGCACUACACCCACCAUGGAGUUCCCUUUUGACCGGUACCUUUCCAGUGGGGCUCUGCAACAAGCCAUCCGGGACACUCAGCAGCUCAUGGGCGACACUAACACAGGCAAAGCGCUCUCCUACGCUAAGGAGAAGUUCUUCAGUGAUGAAGCUGGUGCCCGGCCAGAUGUGCCCAAGGUACUGGUUUGGGUGACAGAUGGUUUCUCCACUGAUGACAUCUCUGAACCCAUGCAGCUCCUGAAGGACAUGGGAGUAACUGUCUUCAUUGUCAGCACUGGACGGGGGAAUUACCUGGAACUCUCUGCCGCUGCCAGCCAGCCUCCUGAGAAGCACCUCCACUUUGUGGAUGUUGAUGACCUACCCAUCAUCACAAAGGAGCUUCGAGAUGCUAUCCUAGAUGUUAUCCAAGCAAAUCGGCUCCAUGCAGUAGAUAUCACCUCAAGCAGCUUCCGUCUGAUGUGGCCUGAAUUCCUCUCCCAAGAAACUGGCUACUACACCCUAGAGUAUGCCCCAAGAGAUGAUCUAGCAAGGAAGAGGACAAAGCAAGUGUCUGGGGCUCACACUAGCCUCACGUUAAGCAACCUUGCACCAGAAACUACUUACGAGGUGGUACUCAUUCCUGAAUCCAACGUCCACUACUUCCCUCCCCAGACAACAAGGGUUACUACGCUGGCAGAGGAAAUAAGCCCAGCUGAGGUUCUCAUCUCAGACUCUGGGCCACACAGCUUCCAUGUUAGUUGGGCUCCCACACCGGACAGCGUGAUCGGCUAUCAGAUCCUGUAUGGACCACUCCCGGGGAACUCAGUGAAGCUGCUGGAGGUGGAUGGCAAGCACAAUAGCACUGUGGUGGAGAAUCUGGCACCCAAUACAACCUAUCUAGUGACAGUGACUGCAAUCUAUAAAUCGGGACAGGAGAAAUCCCUGUCAGCUAAAGCAUGCACUCAGGAAGAGGGCUCCAAGGUGAGACACCUUCACUUUGAAAACAUGGGCCCCAACACCCUGAAAGCCUCCUGGGACUCUGCUGCCGGGAAAGUCCUUGGUUACAGAGUCAGAUGCCGGCGGCAAACUGGCCCUUCAUCUGUCAUCAGCGUUUCGCCGCAGAUCCACAGUGUGCUCCUCACAGACCUGGCUUCAGGCACCACUAACAAAGUGUGCGUGAAGCCCAUGUACAAGAACCAGCCAGGCAAAGGGCUAUGCCGCAUGGUGCACAUGCAGCCAGCUACAGAGGCCCAAGGAUAUAAGCACAGACGGAGAGCAUAACAGAACUCUGGAGUGAACUGAUGCCCAGCAGAGCAAGGAAUCUUGCUUGGACGAAGACUUGGACAAAAAGGAGGGGACGGGGGAGGAAACCAGAAAGCUCACAGAUCAUCUCCCAGCCUGCACUGUCUGUUGAGGUGUCCUGGUUGUCAUCCCUAAAGGCUGUCCUCAGCCAAGUUCUCCGAAAGCUUAAAGGUUUGGCUUGGCUGGAUGGAACAACCAAUCUGACUAAUAGAUCCCAAAUCUGUACCCUCUUUCAUAUAAAUAUGCCUGACAAAUAACAAACAAAAGGCAAAGUGAUGAAUCCUCACUAUUGCUUUCCUACUGCCUGUUCUCUAUUUAUUAAAUGUUGAUGCAGUUUUAUUUUUGCAGCUUAUGAGCAUGUUCAAGACUUGGCAAUUUACUGCCCUGGCCUUUCAUUCUGGGCACCUGCACUCAGAGAAAGACUACAUGUGGCCAAAUCCAUUCCUGCUGCCAACAGCCAUUAAAACUGACACACUUGACAAAGAGCAGCUUUCCUCCAACUCAUCCAGUGUUCUCAACAGGUAGCUCAAAUUAGGCACCCCAAAAGUAUAGCAUCUCAGGGAUGGGAGGGAAAAGCAUUAGGAGAAAGAAUAACAUAAUACAAAAAUGUACAGUAUGCAGAGGAGGUUGGGUCAAAGCCACCAGGAGUUCUGAGAAGAGGAAGAAAAGAGGUUGUUAACCCUCUUAGCCUUUGGCCAGGACAUGGAGACACUUUAUAAAAGACAUCCUGCCUUUUACAAAGUGCAUGGACAGUUUAGCGUUCCCAGACGGCUUAUGGCAGAGCUUGGUUGGUGGACUCUGAGAAAGAGAACGACAGGGCUGUGCCAGGCUAGGGCUGAUGAGCACUGUCAGAGUGCUCUAGCAGAAAAGUUUGCUCACUGUCUGCCUGCUGAAUUCUUGAGUCUCAUCAACGCUAUUCCACUCUCCCUCUGGCACUGGUAUUAAAUUCAUCUGCUGCAAUGACAUACAGAUCCCAGAUGGACUUUGAAGGGUUCAGUUCCCCCAAGUCAUUUUCCUUGGGAUUUGGUAUCAGCCUGAGAGAGCAGGAAACUCAAAAACUUGGGAAUUUGCUUCCCCAGCAGGUUACUCUAGACCUCUCAGCCCUCAGCUGAGCUCAAGGAGCAGCAGCGAGUCAAGAAAAGCCAGACAGCACGACCAGCUAAAGCAAUUAUUUUUGUUUCUCAUUCAAAUACACACCUCCAAACCACAGUACAGUGCUGCCUGGAUCAUGACCACUGAAUUACUGUGGCAUACCUGCAAUCAGUUUCACCAAAUUGGAUGUGAGCUCUGCUGUCAGAGCAGCUACAUGGAGUUUAAUUAGCCUGCUCUGUGACUAAUUGUGGACAGUAAGUCUCCAGCACUAUCACUCCAGGCUCUAGCCUCUGCACUCUGAAAACACCUAGCACAUCUUUAGUGUCUCAUCCUGGGCUUCCACCUAGUGCUAAGCUUGAGCUACACUUAAAAAUCAGGGUUUUAGGGGAAGAGAGUAAAUCUGAUUCUUUCCCUUUGGCCCCAGGCUUGAAUUUGCUGUCACCAAGCUACUCUUUGGAAAGGGGAGCUGGAAAAAAGACAAUUUUAAUACCUAGUGACAAAGCCAUUGGAGCAGCAUGGUUCCAAAAUUCAGGGCUUAGGGCUGUAAAGAAAUGCGUAUGCUUUUCUGGUAACAAAACCCAGCACCAGUGGGAACACCUUCCCUCAGUAACACUUGCUCUCUUUUGAACUUACUGCUUGUUUGUCCUACAUGUGGAACUUUUUUUUAAAACUGUGCUGUAUGUUGGAGAGCGCCCAUGCAGUGUGGCUCCAUCCUGCAAACCCUCCAUUAGCUCUGCUUGCGGACUUAAAACAGCUCCUUUUGGAGCUGAGAGGAACUUUGGCACUGACCUUGUCUCCCGAGUGCUGAAUUCGUCACGUUGAGGUUUAUGGAGCAUUUGCCUUGGGCUGUCGUCUUAUACAGGAGGAAGGGAUAGGAGGGAGGUGAGUCAUUCAUUAACCCGAUAAGAAGAUUUCAUAUGAUUUGUGUUCUCCUUUGGAAUGUGCAGUUGUGACUGAUUAAUCUUAAUGGAGACUCUGUGCUGCGGGGAAGAUAAAGCCUCUGGAAUCUCUCAUGCAAUAAGAUAAUCUUGUUCAUUCUUGCUGUAGGACAGAAAUUAAUUUUGCACAACUCCCUGCAUAGUUUACUAAUACAUUAAUGUGUCAUCCCCCCCAAUUGUAAUGCAUCCUUUUGAAGACAAUUAAAUAUAUA